AUGGAAAACAAUAUCAAUACAUCUGUUGGUAAUUUUACAAAAUUACUUGAAUUUUUUCACAUUAUCGAGAAGUUAAAGAAAACAAAACGUACUGGAUGGAUUAUUAGUAACAUUGAGAAUCCCGAAUCGAUAUCAGAUCAUAUGCAUAGAAUGUCUAUAUUAGCAUUGUUGUCGAAUGACGAUAAGCUGGAUAAGAAUAAGUGUGUUAAAAUGACUGUAGUUCAUGAUUUAGCUGAAGGUAUAGUGGGAGAUAUAACGCCAUUUGAAGGGGUCACAAAACAAGAAAAAAAUCGAAGAGAAAUGGAGGCAAUGCAAUAUAUUUGUAAAGAAUUACUUGAGGAUUCUUUACAGUCUCAAGAGAUAUUUUCGUUAUGGCAAGAAUAUGAAAAUGGUGAAACGAUGGAAGCAAAAUUCGUAAAGGAUUUGGAUAAAUUUGAAAUGAUCUUACAAGCUUUUGAGUAUGAGAAAUCGGACAAAAAAGAUCUUACUGAAUUUUUCGAAAAUACAAGGGGGAAAUUUACUCAUCCUCUUGUAAAAUCAUGGGUCGAAGAGCUUUAUCUUCAACAACUAAAAUUUGGACAAAUUUUAUAUGAUACAAAUGCUGGAUUAAGUGUCAUGGAAGAUAAAACUAUUAAAGUACAGAUAAGUAAUUCUGAGUAUAAAGAUGUGAAAUCAGACAAAAAUAAUGGGUUGAAUGAUUAUACACCUUGUCUAACAAUGAAUAAUUAUGAUUUGGAAGGAAAUGUAACAGAGUCAGAAAAAGGUUUUUGCAAAACUAGUAUUAAUGUUGAAAAUACAUCAGAAAGAAAAAAAAAACAAGUAAGCAGUAUAAUAUAUGAUAAUGAAAUGCAAAAAAGUGUUAAAUUUAUACUUAGUCUUAAUGGAUCUAAUGAAGAAUCUAUCAUUGAAAAUGUUGAUAAAACUUUAUUAUCAGAUGAAAUUUCAUUAUCAUUGAAAAAUACUGAUGAUAGAACUUCUGAAGUAAAGAUUGAUAUAAAUGUUUAA
Funneliformis geosporum is the source of this 1005-nucleotide messenger RNA. NCBI's taxonomy places the organism in Eukaryota, Fungi, Glomeromycota, Glomeromycetes, Glomerales, Glomeraceae. The record is from the annotation of a GenBank genome assembly.